GAGGGCGGGGAGGAGAUGCAGGGUGCCGUGGGGCUACGCUGCACCUGGGACAUUCCACCACCCUCUGGCACCCAGGCCAAGUGGGUGAGGCUCAAUGUGGGGGGCACCGUCUUCCUCACCACCAGGCAGACCCUGUGUCGGGAGCAGAAAUCUUUCCUGUGUCGCUUGUGCCAGGGCGAGGAGCUGCAGUCGGACCGGGAUGAGACUGGUGCAUACCUAAUAGACCGGGACCCCACUUACUUUGGACCCAUCCUGAAUUUCCUCCGUCAUGGGAAGCUGGUCCUGGAUAAAGAUAUGGCUGAAGAGGGGGUCCUAGAAGAAGCUGAGUUCUACAACAUUGGUCCUUUAAUCCGAAUAAUCAAGGAUCGACUGGAGGAGAAGGACUACACAGUAACUCAGGUGCCUCCUAAGCAUGUCUACCGUGUGCUACAGUGCCAGGAAGAGGAGCUCACUCAGAUGGUUUCCACUAUGUCGGAUGGAUGGCGCUUUGAGCAGCUUGUGAACAUCGGCUCAUCCUAUACCUAUGGGAAUGAGGAUCAGACAGAGUUCCUGUGCGUGGUCUCCAAAGAGCUGUACAACUCCCCCAAUGGCCUGAGCUCAGAGCCCAGCCACAAAGCCAAGAGCACAGAGGAGGACCCGGAGGAGGAAGAGCAGGAGGUGGAAAAGGAGGCAGAAGCAGAGGAUAAAGGUGCAGCAAAUCCUUGAGGAAAAUCAUAAAAGUAAACCCCAAGCAUAGACCCGUCCACCGUUCUGCUGUUACAAGCCAGAGGUCUCAGGAUGUGAUCCCACUACUCCACGCCAGCCUUUUAAUUUCUGAUUUAUAUCUGUAUUUUUGUACUGCAGUGUACAGCAGCCCCUUGCCCCACAGUGACACUCCGCAGCCACACUCUCCACUCACUCUUCACAUGCAGCAAUUCUUUUUUUUUUACGAACUCACCUCGGAGGCCUGAGAUUCAGCCCUGGAGGAGGGCAAGAUGAUCUAAGGAGACCCUGGACUGCUGCAGGGGCUGGAGCACAGGGUCCCCUUGCCAUGCCUGGCAGGCUGGCUUUCCUUAAUGUCACAGUGGCCCCUACUGGGGACAUCAGGGAUCAGCCACUGCAGCCUGAACACCCUGGAUGCCACUGAAGCCCCGAGGUGGUGGCAGCUGCUGUAGGACCAGGCCUUGUCCUUUCGCUGUUGCGGGCAGCUUAUUGGGGAUUGUGUCCAGAGGGCAAAUGAAGAGCCCUCUGAUGAAGAGCCACAGCCUUUUUCUCGGGGUGUCCCUGUGCUGGGUAUCAUGCUUCUGUCCCCCAAAGCAGCCCUGGGUUGGCAAGGUGAGGAGGAGAAAGGGCUUCCUGGGUACCUAGAACAUGCCAGUACCUAAAUAUGUCUCUGCUAGCAUGAGGAGAUCCCCUGGAAUCUCUGGAAGAGGGUCGUUUUCUUCACUGCUCUGU
This is a messenger RNA of Calypte anna (Anna's hummingbird), 1434 nucleotides long. RefSeq names its product potassium channel tetramerization domain containing 17 (gene KCTD17). The record is from RefSeq and is a predicted model, not a curated record. The transcript is spliced from 7 exons. The coding region runs from base 16 to 705 and encodes 229 amino acids. Gene Ontology annotation, cellular component: Cul3-RING ubiquitin ligase complex; cytoplasm. Gene Ontology annotation, molecular function: cullin family protein binding. Lineage: Eukaryota; Metazoa; Chordata; Aves; Apodiformes; Trochilidae. Gene Ontology annotation, biological process: proteasome-mediated ubiquitin-dependent protein catabolic process; protein homooligomerization.